Coccinella septempunctata (seven-spotted ladybird) is the source of this 1020-nucleotide messenger RNA. RefSeq lists its product as uncharacterized. NCBI's taxonomy places the organism in Eukaryota, Metazoa, Arthropoda, Insecta, Coleoptera, Coccinellidae. The record is from RefSeq and is a predicted model, not a curated record. Gene Ontology annotation, molecular function: nucleic acid binding; zinc ion binding. The transcript is spliced from 2 exons. Bases 1 to 1020 code for a protein of 339 amino acids.
AUGACCUCGCCCGACGUCUUGUCGUACGGCCUAGCCAUCCAACCGCACGACCGACCGACCAAGUUGGAUCGUGUGGAGCGCUGUCGGGUGCUACUGAUAGCUGUGAGAUCAAGAGGAAGGAACACUAGAAGCCAAGGAAACGCUUCUUCCAACUCGAACUACAUUUCCCUCGAAUUAGCAUGUCAAAUGCUUAUAAAAUUUGAUGGAAACAAACAGAAACUCUUCGAAUUCAUUGAUAACUGCGAUAAAGCAACUAAAUUAAUCAAACCCGAAUUAAGAACAAUAUUAUUUUCUAUAAUUGAAACUAAGUUAACCGACAAUGCACGAGCGCUUGUGAGAAAUCGAAAUUUAACAGAUUGGGUUCACCUCAAACAGCAUCUUUUGGACGUUUACUCUGAAAAGCGUACAAUGGGCCAAUUGCAAUUGGAAUUAAACUCUUGUAAACAAAACCCAUCAGAAUCAGUUAUGUCAUAUUCAUCAAAGGUAGAAAACUGCUAUAUAAAAUUGAUUAACACAUUAGACUCAAAUCUGAGUAGAGAAUCAAGAGAAUCUUGCAUAAAACUAUUAAAAGAACAAGCUUUGAGCGUUUUCUUAACAGGUCUCCAACCGAACUUGUCAUUUUUAGUAAAAUUACAGCGUCCUGAAAGUUUAGAAAAGGCAAUUGCCACUGCUUUUCAAGGAGAGCAGGAACUCAAAUCAAAAAUCGAAAUUAGCAAGUAUCAAAAUACACACAAUGCAUCGGUUCGCCACUGCGAUUACUGUAAUAAGCCUGGUCACACUUCAUUUAACUGCAGACAUAAAGCUAAUAAUCAACGAAACCAAUUUUCAUCCGUUAAACAUAUACAAAAUCCUAAUCCACAAGGUUUCAGGAAUACAAAUAAUUUUCCCACAAAAAUUUGUGCUUAUUGCAAGAAAACAGGUCAUCUUAUAAGUGAAUGUAGGAAAAGACAAUAUAAUAACAAGAGGCAAAAUCAAUCUAACUCUUUUCAAAACGGAACUCCCAAACUCCCAAAAUUCUAA